AGAAGCUGGAAUAAUAAUGGCUCCUAUUCUCCUCUCCAUUUGAUCCCAAUUUCGAGGCUGCGCGUACGCCGCUCCUCUCUGCAUCCCUGUGGCAGACAGCCUGGGUCCUUGGACGUCAUAUGAUAAGGCUGGAGGAGAGCCAGCAGGGCCCCCGUUUGGAGAGGAGGACUCAUAUCUCCGUCAACGCGCGGCAGCCAGGGCCCCCUUUAUCUCCACAAGGCAGGGGGAGGCGUAUCCUUUUCCCCUCUCUCUCUCUCGUUCUCCUCUCCCACUCCCCUCCACAUACCAGUCUCUCUCUCACACACACUAACUAGACUACAACCUGCUUCAGACGACGCCCCGGCGCCCAGGAGAUCUCCAACCGAGGGGUGGGGGGGGCGGUGGGCAGAGCCAAGUGCGUCGUGCGUCCUUGUCGCUCGGGAGGGGAAAAUAAAAACAUCGCUCUCUCAGUAUUAUUAUUAUUAAUAUUGUCAGGCUGCGCGCUCGGGCUGCCCACGGCAUCACCUCGGCAGUAACAGGAGGGGUGCCAGCCAAAGGAGGAGGAGGAGGAGGAGGUGGUGGAGGAGGAGGAGAAGGAGGAGAGGAAGGGAGGCGUUAGAGUAUCCCGAAUUUGACGCUCAGAGAUAAACAAGGAGACACCCUGUUCGGAAGACGUCUGUCUGUGGCGGGAAGCGACAGGGAUCUGCAACUGAGAUGGCUGAGGUGUCACAAGAGGAGAGACUCCAGGCCAUCGCUGAGAAGAGGAAGAGGCAGACAGAGAUUGAAAACAAGAGGAGGCAGCUGGAUGAUGACCGACGGCAACUCCAGCAUCUCAAGUCGAAGGCACUGAGGGAGCGCUGGUUGUUAGACGGCGCUCCGGCGGAGGAGGAGACUCAGAAGCGUCUGCAGGAGGAUGAGAUCAAGACCAAACUCCUGGAGCAGGUCAUCCUCAGGCUGGAGCAAGAGAUAGAGGAGCUGGAGACAGACGCUCCAGCCAAAAAGGGUGUGGCCAAAGAAAAUGGAGGUGAGAAUGGAGUAGUGCAGUCCUCCGGUCAGACCCCCAAGAGAGAGGUGACAGGGAUUGAAGCCAAGCUGCUGGGUCCCAGCCCCGACCAGGCCAGCGCGGACAACCCCGUUACCCUGGUGUUCAUGGGCUACAAGACCGUGGAGGAGGAGCAGGAGAGCCGCACGGCCCUGGGGAUGGAAGGGGUGGAUGGCAACGUGAAGGCCGAGUUCGUCGUCAUCGAGGACGGGGAGGGGAAGGCGGGAGGAGAGGCGGCCACAGCGGAGCAGGCUCCACCCAACGGGAGCAUGGCGGAGAAAGAGAAGGCCAACGGAGGUGGAGAGGAAGGGGAGAAGGAGAAGGAGAAGAAACAGACCUGCAAAUGCUGCACGGUCAUGUGAGCUGUGUGUGUGUGUGUGUGUGUGUGUGUGUGUGCAUGUGUGUGUGUGUAUGAGUGUGUGGGUGAGUGCACACCUGAUCCUGUGCAGGCAUGGCAUGUGUGCCAUUGCAUGUGUCUGUAUAUGCAGAUGUGUGUAACUUCAUGUCUAUGUGUGUGUGUGUGUGUGUGUGCGAGUGUGUGUGUGUGCCUGUGUGUGUGUGCGAAUGUGUGUCAGGACUGGAAAAAAAACAAAAAAUCAAAGUACAGUUCCACAGCCAAUAUACCAACAAUGAGAGCCAAAACACGCUCCAGCUACAACAACAAGAACCACAGACUCAUAAGUACACUUUACUCCGUAUACUUUCUCUGAUAUGUAUUUGACUUUUGAUUUCUAUUGAUAUUUUUCUAUUUUUCUGUCUUGACAUUUAUAUUGUAUUCAGUAUGUAUAUCUUUAUUAUGGGACUGUGUACUGUAAGUUCAUCGUUAUUAUUGUUGGGGAGAAAAGAAAAAAAACAAGAAAAAUGUAUUAGCUCGCUGGAUUGUACUGCUACCCACCUGGGGGGAAAAAUCUGGAAAAACUUUAAAUCAUUUAAGUCAAAAACAGCAAAACUAUGAAGGACACAGACACUUAAAUAUAUAUAUAUAUAUUUCUCUGUGUAGGCCUACCAACUAUUUAUCGGUCAAUUUCAUAUUGCAAUAUUGUCUAAGAUAUUAUUUUAAAUAGUAUUUUAAUAUAUUGAUAUGAAAUUAUGUUUUAUACAAUGUAUUUAUUGUUUUCUGGUUUCUCUAUAUCAUCUCCAACCAUUAACUGCAUGUAAAAGCUUGUAAGCACUACCAGAUUUUGCGUUACAAUCAUAACAAGUGUCUGUGCUUUUUCUUAGACUCACACACGCUCAUAUCUUUAGUCAUAAGGAGCCUUUCUAUCGGUGACGGCUCAUAUAACUGGCAGUGUUAGAAAUUAAGUUUAAAAUAUGCAGCACGAUGACAAAGAGGCUAAUUAGAGUCACGCCGCAAAACCACGUUAGCUCCUCAUAGAUAGUAUAUGUGACACACGUACAUGGAGAUCACAGCUUUCUUUUUAGUUUUGAAAUAAGAUGGACGCACUCACUUCCACGAUCUAUAGAGUCACGACGAAAAACAUUGCGCAACUAUUAGAAAAUGCUUGAAUAAUUCUGUUCUCUCAACAGUAGAGUCAAUGUAAAUCUGUAUGAGGUAGCACUGCAUGAAGCCUUGCAACUGUUUUUGACUGUCUUGUCACUUGUUCGGUCUUUAUUAAAACGCUAUCACGCUCACAUGAAUGUAAAACCCAGGGGUUAAAUUGGGAUUCGUUUCUGCGGCGUAAUGAGAAGAGGCCGGCUCGCUCAGCCCACCGUAAAAAGAAAAUAAUAAAAAAAAAAAAAUGAAGCUUUCUUUGUCUCUUUAUGAACCAAAUAAAAUCUGAUGAUACUGUAAUUUCACUGUGUGUUGGUCGGCUGCUGGUUUCUGUCCUGCUCGCUCCCAGUUUAACCCCUGACCUUUUUGUCCGUAGACCUGGGCCCAAUAGUUUUUAACUAGAUUUACAGAAAAGGGGGGACUUUUGAGUAGUCUAAAGACCUUAAAUCUCUUUAGCCUUAGAACACAAUAUGCAGAAUUUGGUAUUGCCUGGAUACCCAAGCUUUUUAGUCACUGUAUAGGCUAUAUUCUAUAAGAAGAAAACAGUCUAACCAUUUUAAGCUGUGCACGCUGCUAGCCAGACAAAUUGUGCAUGUACGCUAUGGCGAUUCAAAGCUCUUACAGGAUAAGUUCACCCAAAACAUGAAAAUUCAGUUAUCAUCUACUCAUGCCGGUGGUAAAUUUCCGUAGUCCACAAAACAUUUCUGGAGCUAGGGCACCAUUCUCCUAAACAACUGAAGUAUAUAAAGAGUUGUUUUAAAAUGUAAAAAAAAACAAAAAAAAAACAACCAAAUAAAAUGGAAUUGCUCCAUACAGCUAAAUCAAGUCUGGGGAAGCCACAGCAUCCCAAAUUGAUUUGGAAAUAAGUUAUUUUAACGCUUAAGCCAAAACUUUCACUGUAGCCACUAAGCUAAAAGAGUUAGCACCCUGUCUGAAGCGGGUGCACAAGCUCAUCUGUACUGAAGAGUACAAACACACCUCUUGAAUUCAAUUUGGGAUUUUGGGGGCUUUCCAAGACUUAGAUUGCACCGAUUCUUUUGGUUGUUUUUGUGACGUUAUAAAUCAAGUCCCCAUGUACUUCAGUUGUUUAGGAGAAAUCUGUUUUGCUGUCGAGCUCCAGAAAUGUUUUUUGGACUACGAAACUUCACCCCGACAUUCCAUCAGCAAGACGGCGAGAAUAAUGAGUUUUAAUUUGAGUGAACUUAUCCUUUAAAGGGAAUACAGUAGAGGCCAUUGGACAGCUGGGUGAGUGAUUCCAUGCCACCACUUGUUCCGCUCUCCCCCCCCAGGUUCAUCCAUGUCUCUCAUUCACACACUCACCGUCACCAUUAUCUCGUCUUCUCCACCGUUUCAUCCUCAAAACGCACACAGCCCCACCUUUCUAUGCUCGGAGACACGCAGUUCAAAAAAACCUCUAAAGUUGGUGCUAACCCUGAGUCUCAUCCAACACUCUCCAUCCACCAACUAUUUCUUUUUUGUUCUCCAUCUCGUUCCCCGCCGUCUUACUCAAAUUGCCGGUGAGAGGGAUUGUGGGAAUCUACUGCCUCCUGCAUACACUUGUCGAAUAAGAGAGUCUUUUUUUGCAACCUUCAGUGCCAGAUGCAUUCUCUCUCGAGUCCUGCCUACAUUUACCACCAGAGAAAUGAUCCCUUCUAACAUUCCAAAGGGAGGUCGACAGGCGUGGGCAGAUGAAAUAUAGUCUAUGCUCGCCAUACAAACAGUUCAACUGUAAUUGUACUGCCUGCAUCCUUGUUUCUGGAAUUGACUCUCAUGUUUUUUGUUUUUUUCUUUCCUAUGGCCUAUUUGCAAGGCGGUAUAUUGUAUUUGAUGUGUGUAUUUUUAAAAAAACAAAAGAUGACUACAUCUGUGUAUUGUCGGUGCCUUUGUCAGGUUCAGUUGGUUGGACUUGUCUGUCUGCUGCCAUUUUUAGACCGGGGUUUCUUACUUACUGCUCCUGGUCACAAUGACCCACUAGGAACACUGCCUUCUAGUCCGGAGGGUCACUAACAUGUCUAUGAUCAAAUAUUACACUCAUUUUUCAUGACGAACAAAUGCAGCUGGGACAACAGAGAAUAUGCAGACUACUGUUGGUGUCUUGGAAAAAUCUCUAAAUGUACAAGAAAACUACACCCUAAGUGAACAUUUUGCCAGGGUGCAAACUUUAUGCAGGAGACUAACUGACAGUCUAUGUAUUUAUGUACAGCAUCUACACAUGUAUAUAUGUGUGCAUAAUCUAUAGGCAUACAUACAUCUGUGUACAUAGAAAAAGACAUGUAAAUUUGUUGAGCUAAAGUUUCGCUUGAUAGUGGGUCUCUGGGACAGCAGCAGAAAAAGCAACCUUGUGUUAGACCAAUGCCUGUUCAUCUAUUCUGUGGUCGUCUAAAUGUUUAAUCUUGAAUAAAACUACUGUUUGUUUACUGCAAA
This is a messenger RNA of Acanthopagrus latus (yellowfin seabream), 4937 nucleotides long. It is a transcript of the gene palm1b, whose product is annotated as paralemmin 1b. The transcript is spliced from 6 exons. The record is from RefSeq and is a predicted model, not a curated record. Gene Ontology annotation, cellular component: membrane. Gene Ontology annotation, biological process: regulation of cell shape. The coding region runs from base 694 to 1383 and encodes 229 amino acids. Lineage: Eukaryota; Metazoa; Chordata; Actinopteri; Spariformes; Sparidae.